This is a messenger RNA of Pipra filicauda (Wire-tailed manakin), 1156 nucleotides long. Its product is annotated as ras-related protein Rab-18-B-like. The transcript has 7 exons. NCBI's taxonomy places the organism in Eukaryota, Metazoa, Chordata, Aves, Passeriformes, Pipridae. Bases 534 to 1151 code for a protein of 205 amino acids. The record is from RefSeq and is a predicted model, not a curated record. Gene Ontology annotation, molecular function: GTPase activity; GTP binding.
GGCGACCCGCGGCCGCACGGCCCGGGGCAGGCCGCGGAAGGCCCCGCAGAGAUCCAGCAGAUCCCACCCCGCAGCCUGGAACCGGCCCCGGCUCAAAGCGCCCUUCCCGGCCCGGCCCCGCCCGACACGGGCCCGGCCUCGCCCCUGCCGAGCCGCCCGCCCGGGCCCCGGCCCGGCGCACUCACGCGUUCCCCACGUGGAUGCGCGGCACCACCUCGUUGCUGUGCGCGCUGGGCAGGCUGUAGCAGCCGCUGCCGUUGGCCAGGAGGUCGUUCAGCUCCUCCACCGAGAUCUGGUACUCGGCCAUGGCCGAGCCUCCUCCGCCGCCAGCCAGAGGCCCCCUUGGCGCAGAGGCUCCAGCCGGGCCCGCUCCCGCCCCGCCCGGCACCAGCCACCGCCUCAUGGGCGGGGCCGCGGCAGCUGCUGCCGGGGCCGGGACGGGGCCCUGAGGGCGCCCGACGGCGGCGGCUCCGACCCCGACCUGAACCCGGCCUCGGCCCCGGCCCCGGCCCCGGCCCCGUGCGGUGCUGGGGAUGGACCCCGCAGGCCUCACCCUGAAGCUGCUGCUGGUCGGAGACAGCGCCGUGGGCAAGUCCAGCCUCCUGCGGAGAUUCACGGACGGCGCGUUUGAGCCGAGCCUGAAACCCACCAUCGGUGUUGAUUUUAGAGUGAAGAAGAUGGUGGUGGACGGCCGUGCAGUACAGCUUGCCAUAUGGGACACGGCAGGACAGGAGCGCUUUAGGACACUGACUCCCAGUUAUUACCGAGGAGCUCAAGGGGUUGUUUUAGUGUACGAUGUUACAAGAAAAGACACUUUCACAGGACUAGAAAGCUGGCUGAAGGAGCUGGAAAUCUAUACCUCCAAAAGCAACACUGUGAAGAUGUUGGUUGGCAAUAAAACUGAUAAGCCUGAUCGUGAAGUAGAGAGGAAAGAAGGACUCCAGUUUGCUAGGAAACGUUCACUGCUUUUUAUAGAGACCAGUGCCAAGACACAGGAUGGAGUGCAACAUGCCUUUGAGGAACUAGUCAGAAAGAUCCUGCAGACCCCAAGUCUUUGGGAUAAAAGCACAGAGAAACGGGGAGUCCAGCUAAUGGAAUCUUCAGCACAGCAGCAUAAAAGUUCAUGUGGUACAUACUGUCCACUUUCUUAAAUCUA